This is a messenger RNA of Magnusiomyces paraingens, 456 nucleotides long. RefSeq lists its product as uncharacterized. Lineage: Eukaryota; Fungi; Ascomycota; Dipodascomycetes; Dipodascales; Dipodascaceae. The record is from RefSeq and is a predicted model, not a curated record. The coding region runs from base 1 to 456 and encodes 151 amino acids. The transcript has a single exon.
AUGGCAUCUUCUACACCCUCACUGACUUCAGAACAAAUCUAUGAUGAAGAACCAUUAACCUCUACCCUGCGUCCAGACACUUUAGCCAUUAUCACAGUUCGCAUUAUCAAAUCUUUCCCAUACCGCACCGAGAAAAACCAUGUAUUUCAUGACAUUGAUUUGACCAAGACUACAGCACAACAGUUGCUAGAGCGCGUCAAGGAUCUCAUUGCAAAACAGGGUGCUUUCCGUGCAUAUAGAAACGUAAACUUGGAUACUGUCAAGAUUUAUACACAUGCUCAUGGAUCGAAAACAAUGAACCUUAUCAUCAACUUUGAUCAUGAUGACGAUUGGAUCCUUUCUGACCCAAAUAAAUCACUCCAUGAUUAUGGCGUUGAAAACGAAACGGAAUUGUCCAUCUUUAACUUUAAGGAUUACGAAGAAUACAAGGCCAAUCCUGUGGACAAGUGGAUCUAG